This is a messenger RNA of Tauraco erythrolophus (red-crested turaco), 429 nucleotides long. The record is from RefSeq and is a predicted model, not a curated record. Lineage: Eukaryota; Metazoa; Chordata; Aves; Musophagiformes; Musophagidae.
UGACCACGAGGGGGGAAACGUGAGCGCCCACACCAGCCACCUGGUCGGCAGUGCCCUCUCCGACCCGUACCUCGCCUUCGCCGCCGCCAUGAACGGGCUGGCCGGGCCCCUGCACGGCCUCGCCAACCAGGAGGUGCUGCUCUGGCUGACCAACCUGCAGAAGGAGCUGGGCCAGGAGGUGUCGGAUGAGAAGCUGCGGGAUUUCAUCUGGAACACGCUCAACUCGGGCAGGAUCGUGCCCAACGUGCUGCUGGAGCAGGGCAAGGCCAAGAACCCCUGGCCCAACGUGGAUGCCCACAGCGGGGUCCUGCUGCAGUACUACGGGAUGAAGGAGAUGAACUACUACACGGUGCUGUUCGGGGUGUCGCGGGCGCUGGGCGUCCUCUCGCAGCUCAUCUGGAGCCGGGCGCUCGGCUUCCCGCUGGAGCG